Messenger RNA from Nothoprocta perdicaria, 3099 nucleotides. RefSeq names its product ADAMTS-like protein 2. Bases 2 to 2767 code for a protein of 921 amino acids. Lineage: Eukaryota; Metazoa; Chordata; Aves; Tinamiformes; Tinamidae. Gene Ontology annotation, cellular component: extracellular matrix. The record is from RefSeq and is a predicted model, not a curated record. Gene Ontology annotation, molecular function: metalloendopeptidase activity. Gene Ontology annotation, biological process: extracellular matrix organization. The transcript is spliced from 16 exons.
GAUGCCCCAGGGAACAAACGGCACCAUGUGUGUUGGCCAAGCCAAGCACUACCAACUGUGCCAGCAGCAGCCCUGCCCAGCCAACACAGUGAGCUUCAAACAGCAGCAGUGCUCCAGCUUCAAUGCCAAAGCCUUUGGGAAGCGCUACUACCACUGGAUGCCGCUCUAUCCAGAUGACUACACCAGUAUCUCCAACAAACCAUGUGACCUCCAGUGCACCACCCAGAGUGGAGAGAGGCAGCUGAUGGCCCAGGCCCAGGAUGGUACCUCCUGCAAGGACAGGACCUAUCAAGGGGUCUGCAUCAAUGGAAAGUGUGAGCCAGUUGGGUGCGACGGGAGCCUGUAUUCACCUCGGACGAUGGACAGAUGCAGGGUGUGUGGAGGGGACGGCAGCACUUGCCACCGUGUCUCGGGCAGCUUCCGAAAGGGAAUCUCACAGAUAGGUUAUGUGUUUGUCACCAACAUCCCUGCUGGCGCCACAGACAUCCUCAUCAUUGAGCGCAGGAAAACAGAAAACAUCUUGGCACUUGCAGAUGAAUCCGGACAUUUCUUCUUCAACGGCAACUCCGCCAUUGACAACCCCCAGAACUUCAGGGUAGCAGGCACGAUCUUCAAGUAUCGGCGGCCCUCGAGCCUGAACUCAGAAGGGCUGGAGUAUAUCAUAGCUCAUGGACCCACCAACCAGUCUCUAAAUGCCAUGUACUAUAACUUUAAUGGGAAAAUGCCGCACAUAACUUAUGACUACACUGUGCCACGAACACCAACUCUCCAAACUGCAGCCCCUGCUUUUGAUGCACCUCUCUAUCAUCAUCCACCAGACAUCAGCCAGAACCAACCCAUUCCUGCCAGCUCCAGAACUGCCCAGGACCUCAACACCACAUGGCUCUCCCUUUCACCAGAUGACACCAGCGAACAACUUCCACUAGGAGAAGGGCAUGAAGAUUUAGGCUUCAGCCGCCAGGAUUUCUUCCAGACUAACUCUACCAGUCAACCUCGGAAUUGGCGUUGGGAACAAGGUGGAGAAAAGGAGGAGAAGUAUGACUUCCGGAUAAGGCAGGUCUACCAUGCAAGCACAGAAAGAGAGGAAGAAGAGGAGGCAGCAGCAGUUCAUGGAGAAACAGAGCUGGCCCUCAGAUUCAAUCAGAUAUCCAUCAGCACGGCCAUUCCUUACAGCAUGAGGAGACCUGAGCUCUCAAAGAACAGCCGUGUGGCAUCUUCCAGGCUCCGUCUCUUCAGGCGUCUUUGUCACCGAGACCCAAACAACUCUGCCUUCUGUAGGGAGCUGCAGCACCCGACUGCCAGGCUGCUCCAGAGGAACAGCACCGGAGGGCUAUGGAGCCAGAUGCCUGCCCAGGGGCCACAGGGCCUUCACAAAGCACCGGCCCGUAAGAACUUGCUGGAGGACUUGAAGGUGGAGACGUUCACUGGGAGUCAGGGGGAAGCAACUAACUACAGCUUGAUGGCGUCUGUGGAGAUCCCUCUGCUAGGUGCCAGCACUACCGCAGACAUCAGCCAGGCAGAGCCUCUGCAAGCCCCUGGCACUGAAAGCAAUGAGUUUGAUGUGAGUCCUGUAGGCCAUGAUGAUAUCAGCUUGGCUGACAUGUACCGGUGGAAGGUCUCAGCUUAUGCCCCUUGCAGCUCCACGUGCACAUCAGCAGGUAUCAGUGCCUCCUAUGCGAUGUGUGUCCGAUAUGAUGGGGUGGAAGUGGAUGAAACAUACUGUGAUGCUCUGAUGCGACCAGAACCUACUCACGAGUUUUGCACAGGGAGAGAUUGCCAGCCCAGAUGGGAGACCAGCCGGUGGAGUGAGUGCUCCAGGACUUGUGGAGAGGGUUAUCAGUACCGAACUGUGCGCUGCUGGAAGAUGCUGGCUCCAGGCUUUGACAGCUCUGUUUAUGAUGACCUCUGCGAGUCAGCUGGGCUGGCCCGGCCCAUGGAGAGGAAAGCCUGCAAAAACACAGCCUGUGGGCCCCAGUGGGAGCUCUCCGAGUGGUCUGAGUGUUCAGCCCGGUGCGGCACGCAGGGGAUGAUGAAGAGGGAGGUGCGCUGCUCAGUGGAAGCACCCAUCUGUGACGAGUCCCAAAAGCCCCGAAGUGAGAAGGUGUGCACAGGCCCGCCCUGUGACCGCCGCUGGAUUGCCUCGGACUGGGGCCCGUGCUCAGGUUCGUGUGGUGAAGGACGCAUGAGCCGCUUCAUUGCGUGUCGCAACCAUGACGGCAAGGUGAUUGCUGACUCCCAGUGUGACCCAGCUGCCAAGCCUCUGGCCAUCCAUCCGUGUGGUGACAAGAACUGCCCUGCGCACUGGGUGGAGCAGGAGUGGGAUCAGUGUGAUGCCACCUGUGGACGAGGAAUGAAGACUCGGAUCGUCUUGUGUGCAGGCCUGGAGAAUGGUGUGUACAGGGAGUAUCCUGAGAAGCGCUGUGAGGCCUCUCAGAAGCCUGAGGAGCAAGUUGCCUGUUUCAGGAGACCCUGUUCAACAUGGUUCACCACUUCCUGGUCUCAGUGCAGCAAGACGUGCGGGGCUGGUGUGCGACUGCGUGAGGUGAAGUGCUACCAAGGGGAGGCGCUGGGUCAGGGUUGUGACCCCACUUCCAAACCAGAAGCUAGGCAGAGCUGCCAACUCCCGCCAUGCCCCACAGAGGCACCAGAAGACGACUGUGAAGACAGAGCGACGUCCAACUGCAUGCUGGUGCUGAAGGUGAAGCUGUGCUCUCACUGGUACUACAGGAAGGCUUGCUGCCGGUCGUGUCACACCAAGUCACCCUGACUGCUGCCAGGCCGUACUGUCCUUCCGCGCUCAGUGGUAAGAGCGCCUGGAACCAGACUUUACCACAUGAAGCCACCCUGUGUAGCUUGGCCACGGAACCUAUCCCUGUAAGCCAGCCCGCUUAGCRAGGAAGGAUUUUAGGACUUAGUCAUCGCUGUCUGCUCGCCACUGAGAGGAUUUUACUUAAGACAAACUGCCAGUUCCUACAAAGCUACUGAGAAGCGAGUUGGGAAAGCCUGUCCAUGCUGUCAGUCCUCUCUGAAGAGCUCCUCCUCAGUGCUCUGGUCAUUCAUGUGGCAGCCCCAACCAGGCCCACAUCAGCAGAAGCCCUA